This is a messenger RNA of Hyla sarda, 2265 nucleotides long. It is a transcript of the gene DNAI1, whose product is annotated as dynein axonemal intermediate chain 1. Lineage: Eukaryota; Metazoa; Chordata; Amphibia; Anura; Hylidae. Gene Ontology annotation, biological process: cilium movement; outer dynein arm assembly. Gene Ontology annotation, cellular component: outer dynein arm. The record is from RefSeq and is a predicted model, not a curated record. The coding region runs from base 143 to 2200 and encodes 685 amino acids. Gene Ontology annotation, molecular function: dynein light chain binding; dynein heavy chain binding. The transcript has 21 exons.
GUCCUAGUAACGAAAAAGGCACUUCCGGUCACAUGUCGCGCUUUGGGCCCACGGUAUCCAAGCAACGAGAUAUCAACUUCCGGUCAGAGCAACAACGCGUUGGCAGGUUUUAUUCAGCUUUAUCCAUCGUAUAGACCGGACCAUGCCGCACAGAGCCAAGCAGGGUGUCGCUCCAGUUCAGAUUCAGAAGCAGAAUGUCUCCAAGCCGAUGAAGACCCUCGCCAGGAGAAGGGAUGAAGAUGACUCCACAGAUAUGGGGGACGGAGCAGAUGAAUGGACGCAGCCCAAGACACUGGUGAAACCUCCAGACCAGCUGGAAUUAUCUGAGGCUGAGCUGAAGGAAGAAUUUACCCGUAUCCUGACCGCCAAUAACCCACACGCUCCACAGAACAUCGUCCGAUACAGCUUCAAAGAGCGGGCGUACAAGCCCAUCAGCAUCGUGGACCAGUUAGCCGUGCACUUCUCUCUGGACGGGAACAUGUUACACAAAGACUCGGACGAGGCGCGGAGACAGAGGGCGAGGAUGGGCGUCAUUGAUGAGACUCUUCCAAGUGACUCCACCGAGCCCGGAGAGAGAGACGCCGAGUCUGUGGCGGCUGGUGAUGAGGGGACAGAGGGGGAAGAACUUCUCCCCAAAAGCAGAAAGGAGCGAAAACUGACCAACCAGUUCAACUACAGCGAGAGGGCGUCACAGACGUACAACAACCCCCUGAGGCAAAGAGCUUCCCAGACAGAACCUCCUCCACGAGCAAAUUUCUCCAGCACCGCAAACCAGUGGGAGAUCUAUGACUCCUAUAUUGAGGAGCUGCAGAAGCAGGAGAAGCUGAAGGAGAAGCAGAAGGCUCCUGCGUCUAAGAAGGAGGACGAGCUCCAGGCCAGGAGAAGAGCGCCCGCCACAGAGUCUCAGAGCGAUGACAUCACUAAGGUGGAGAAAUCCAGCAAGAUAAUAGAGCGGAUGGUGAAUCAGAACACGUUCGAUGACGUAUUGCAAGACUUUAGGUACUUUGAGGAUGUGGCGGACGAGUUCAGGGAGCAGGAGGGAACGUUGCUGCCGCUCUGGAAGUUCCAGUAUGAGAAAGCUAAACGUCUGUCUGUGACUGCCCUCUGCUGGAACCCCAAGUACAAGGACAUGUUUGCAGUGGGCCAUGGGUCAUAUGACUUCAUGAAGCAGACUCGGGGGCUGCUGCUCCUCUACACCCUGAAGAACCCCUCGAACCCCGAGUUCACCUUCAGCACGGAGAGCGGCGUCAUGUGCCUGGACGUCCAUAAGGAUCACCCCUACCUGGUGGCCGUCGGCUUCUAUGAUGGGAACGUGGCCAUCUUCAACCUGAAGUCCGAAUCUCCGCAGCCCAAGUACAUGAGCUCUGCAAAGUCCGGGAAACACACCGACCCCGUGUGGCAGGUCAAAUGGCAGAAAGACGACCUGGACAAGAACCUGAACUUCUUCUCCGUGUCCUCAGACGGGAGAGUGGUGUCCUGGACAUUGAUCAAGAAUGAACUGGUUCACACAGACGUCAUCAGGUUGUCAGUGGAAAGAUCUACGCAGGACAAUGUGGAGGGGCUCCAGCUGCAGACACAUGGCAGCGGCACGUCCUUCGAUUUCCACAGACAGAUCGAUUACCUUUUCCUGGUCGGCACAGAGGAAGGGAGGAUCCAUAAGUGUUCGAAGGCCUACUCCAGCCAGUUCCUGGACACGUUUGAUGCUCACAAUAUGGCGGUGGACACCGUGCGAUGGAAUCCAUUCCACCCUAAAGUCUUCAUCACCUGCAGCUCUGACUGGACUGUAAAGAUCUGGGAACACAGUGUAAAGAAGCCCAUGUUUGUGUUCGACCUGAACUCUGCCGUUGGAGAUGUCGCGUGGGCGCCGUAUUCUUCCACCGUAUUUGCAGCAGUUACCACAGAUGGCAAGGUCCACGUCUUCGACCUGUCCGUCAACAAGUACGAAGCCCUGUGUCAGCAGGCCGUGGUAGCCAAGAAGAAGACCAAACUGACUCACAUUGAGUUCAACCCCGUCUACCCGGUGAUCAUUGUCGGGGACGAUCGCGGUCACGUCAUCUGCCUGAAGUUAUCACCAAACCUGCGCAAAAUGCCAAAGGAGAAGAAGGGUCAAGAAGCUCCUAAAGGUCCAGAGGUGGAAGUAGCCAAACUGGACAAGUUACUUUCCCUGAUCAGGGAACCAGACGACAAGCCUGAAAAGUGACGGGAUAUCUGAUCUUCUGGUGAAUCCAGGGUUAAAUCCUCAGCUCCUUCUGUUUAUAAUAAACC